This is a messenger RNA of Xiphophorus maculatus (southern platyfish), 13620 nucleotides long. It is a transcript of the gene klhdc8b, whose product is annotated as kelch domain containing 8B. Lineage: Eukaryota; Metazoa; Chordata; Actinopteri; Cyprinodontiformes; Poeciliidae. Gene Ontology annotation, molecular function: protein binding. The coding region runs from base 1276 to 2355 and encodes 359 amino acids. The transcript has 6 exons. The record is from RefSeq and is a predicted model, not a curated record.
UGCAGGUCGAGUCCCGGGAAACCUCUGAAGCCAAGGCUCCGAGUCUCCGGGCCGCACGACGAACGCGGAGGGGGAUUAGAAGCUCAGCUUACAGCAGAGGAGAAUCGUCUGUUUUAGUCAGAGGUCAGCGUGGGAACAGCUGGCACACGGCGUGGACGCGGGGAGUUGCUGUCGUGCCUUGCGUAAAAUGCGCGCUGGAGAGGGAGGCAAGGGACGGUGAGAGCCGAGGGAAAGCGGAGCGCUUCGUGAAAGAAGAGGAGAGGAACUGUUGAUGUUUUUGGGUUUUUUGGUUUUUCUUUCCCUCGGAUUGGUUGUUGAGAGAACACUAGCGGGAUCUCCACGCCGGGGUUUCUGCUGGAAACGACCCGCUUUCGAAGUGUUCACCGGAGCUUUUCCGGUGAACUCCGACGCACCGCUGGCUCCUGAAACAGGUCCCAGAGAGUCUCAUCCUCGCCAAAGCCACCAGGAAGCUAUGAGGCACGGAGUUCAGAAGUCACAGUGGUGGAGUUCUACUUUUAAUUAAAGGUGACGCAAACUCCUUUCAAAUGAAAAGACGGCGUGUACUUACUGAACUCUCGUAGGGCUUUUUUUUUAAAAAAAACUUGCAUUCAGCUAUCAAGGAUUUCUUUCCCCGAACUGUUGACUCCAUGGUUUGGAUGUAAAUAAACAUUCAAAGCCAAUGCUGAGGAGUUGAAAUAUUGCCUUUACCGCCUGGAAGAGUGUUUCUGCCAUUAUUGAGACCCAAAUAAAGGUCAGUGCUCCUUGAUCUUAUGGUCACGUUUCUCCUUGGGUUGUUUGUUCUUCAGACUCUGGAGUUUUUUCUAGUCAAAGCUUCUGGGUUUCCUCCUCAAGCACAUCUUUUAUUUUUCACAAGGACUACAUUUAAACCCAAUUUUACUCAGAAUAACUCGCCAGGAGGAAGAGGAGGGAACCAAAGCCACAGUAGGGCAGAUGGCUUUUGUGCUCCAAAACAUCAAUGGCUGGAUGAAUAAAACAUUUGAAGAGGGAAAGUAUCAUGACAUCUGGAAGUGAGGAACUUUGAGGACCACUCUGCUCGCCGUUCUCACGUUUCUGUCCCUCUGUGGACUCAGGAGUUCAGCCGGUCAGUAAAACAGACAGAAACAAGCCUGCUCUCCGGCUUAUUUCUCCUUUAUUCCACCUUGCUGUACCCCGCGCACCGCUUCGCCUUAUCCUGCUCCCAUCUUCUCCGCCCUCCGGCUCUCCGUCUCCAGCGCGGCGUGUAAUGGUGCGUCCCCUCCUCUCGGCCCUGGAGACAUGCCUGUACAGGAGAUGGCGGUGAGUCCUGUCAAGUCCCUGCACUGGGAGCAAUUCCCCCCCAUGUCGCAGCGCCGUGUCUACUGCACGCCUGUAUACCAUGAGGGCCUGCUCUACGUGCUUGGGGGCUGCAGUGAGACCGGCAUGCCCCUGGACAGCGUGGAAGUCCUGGACGUUGAGAGCCAGACAUGGAGCCAGCUGCCCCCGCUCACCACUGCGCGGGCGGGGGCUUCAGCCGUGGCUCUUGGGGGACAGGUGAUGGUGCUUGGAGGAAUGAACCAGCAGCAGACCCCACUGGCCUCUGUGGAAAUGUACCACCCCGACGAGGGCAAGUGGGAGACGAAGGCCAGUCUAGGUCAGCCUUCUAUGGGAGUCACCGCCGUGGAGAGAGAUGGGAAGGUGUUCGCCCUGGGCGGAAUGGGAGCAGACACAGCACCUCAGGCUUUUGUUAAAGUCUACGAAGCAGAGAAGGAUCAGUGGCAGGCCACCACCUCCAUGCCCACGCCACGCUACGGAGCCACGCCCUUCAUAAUAGGAAACAGAAUUUAUGUGAUGGGUGGUCGUCAGGGAAAGAUGCCAGUAACGGCACUGGAGGCUUUCGACCUGGAGAUGAAGAGCUGGACUCGGUACCCCUGCAUCCCCAGCCGGAGGGCGUUCUCGUGCUGCGCUGCCAAUGAGCGCAGCCUGUUCAGCCUGGGUGGGCUCCAGCAGCCGGGGCCUCAUAAUUUCUACUCCCGACCUCACUUUGUCAGCACUGCAGAGGAGUUUGACCUGGAUCAAGGUGUUUGGAUCAAACCCAGCCGAACAUCCAGGAUGCGGGAAAAGAGGGCGGACUUUGUGGCAGGAUGCCUUGGAGGAAGAGUCAUCGUAGCUGGUGGUCUGGGUAAUGAGCCAUCGCCCUUGGGCUCAGUGGAGAGCUACAACCCAGUGAAGCGGCGCUGGGAGUAUGUGGCCCCCAUGCCCACUGCACGAUGCUCUUCUGCUCUGCUGCAGACGACCAGCAUCCUCUUUGUGAUUGGAGGAGUUGCCCAGGGACCCAGUAACGCUGUGGAAGCCCUCUGCUUACAGGAAACAGUGUGAUGCAGGCACAAAAAACCCUGAAAUUAAUGCAAACCGGCACCAAUAUUUUCUUCACUCUAGAACAUGCAGGAGUUGGAUCGCACUCAGAUGCUUUCUCACUUUGAUAGGCAACAAUGGAUUCCACUUACACACUGGGAUGUCAACGACUCGUUUUGGCAUUGAAGAAGUGUUUUCAGAGCUGGACCGUGAAGCAGAUUACUGUCCUGGCAAAGACAGGAAACUGAAAGCUUUUAUACUCCGGGGAAAUCAGAGCGAGAGAAAAAUGAGCCAAACAACAAACCGACACGGACCCGGUUUCUGAAGAAACAACCCGGCUUUGAACUAUUGAGCAUUUUUUCAGAAUAAAAGCAGGGUACUUUUCUGGAUACUAAAAGGAACAUAGGGCCAUAUCUGAAACGCUUCUUAGCAGCAGCGCCGUGCUCUGCUUUCAUGGCAACAGCUCGCUCCCACUCUUUUCUAGAACCUCAGAGGCAGCACUUGGUUGAGUUGUAGAUGGUGGCAUUCAGAGAGUGUGGAUGUCUGUUGUGGUUCUUUGUUCUGUUAGAGUGUCGUAAGUGUGAACACUACCGCUGCUAACAAUCUUUACAACGGCAUCAACAACGAUGUUUUCGAUGUCUUCACACCACAAGCGAGUCAAAGGCCUGCCAGUCAGAUAAAAAACAUCCACUUUGUUCCAACAGGGGCCCCAUCUUGAGCACAAUCACACUUUCCUUGAUUGAGGAAACAGUGAUUGUGGAUAAGCUUGUCAGCACUUUGCUUCGCCUCACAUCUCUCCAUCUCUACGCCACACCAAUCAAUCACAGAACUCCAACCAACACUCACAUUGCAGUGCAGAGAUGAUUUUUGCUUGGUGGAGUGAAUGUAGAGCUACCUGCUGCACUGAAGCAUCCUGGGAAAUCAGCUUUCUGUCACAUGAUGGGGUAUUUUCUCUUUAACGUUGACAGUUCACUUUAUUACAAACGUCAGCUUGAUGUCAGUGAGAUGAUGGAUGUGGAUGUUUUAAGGUAAUCAUAUCAGAGUUUACUAAGAAUGCACUGAGUCGGAGACAAAAUCGUACAACAUGUUGAAGUUAGGAUGCUAUUUUAAUCUAUGAUUUUUUUAAACUCUUGAAUUAUUAUUAUUUCAAGGCACUUCUACAAGUGCAGCAGUCCUGCUGCUAGGAUUGCCAAAUACAAUUCUUGUAUUUCAGAGGUCCAACCGAUACAAGCAAAACUUAGUGGAUCAUUGAUGCUUUCUUAGGAAUUAAGAGUAAAAGUAGCAGUCAGCCUCUUCAAGUCAAAAGCAUAUUAGAUUUUUCCUUUCUGACGCAUUUAGGUGUAUGCUAACUCAAUGUCAAGCAGGAAUGAGAGACACACAGUGUUGGUGCAGUGCUUAAGCGUUAGCAGAUGUAAUGUUUCUGAUUAAUUCCUGAGGUUUAGCAUAACUCUUGGUCUUUGCUUUCAGGUAGAGUUAGUGGUAAUUGUUUUUGUCACUUUUUUAUGUUUGUACAUGAAGCAGAGUUAGAAUAACUGUUGAAUUGUGUCAUGACGGUUAAGUGAAAGGCUUUUAAAAUUCCACAGAAAUAAUCAAGUUGGUUAAUAAGUGAAUUAAGUCAUGCGUCACUGCUGAUGUUCACCAUUAUUACUUUAGGGGGCUUUCUACCUCCCUUACUGGGAGGAUUGUUCUAGAAAGCACUCAAAUUGUCAGUGGGCAGUUUCUCCGUUUACACCCAGUGCACUAUAAAACAGCAGUCAGUCUCUGCUGGUUCAGGGGAGCAAAAAAAAAAAAAAGACAAUUUGCAUUAUAAAGCUGAGUCAAUACGAAGUAAAACAUGUAAAAACUCCUGUUUUCAUCACAGUUGGAGUCAGUUUAGCUCUCUAGGUGAAAUUAGCUUCAGUUCAUUGCUGCCUGGAGAAAGUUUAAUUGAAAUUGUCAGGUUGUUAGGAGGCAUGUUAGAACAAAGACACUUGGAAAUUAAAGCUGAUUUUGUUUAGUUUUAAAGAGAAUUCACAGAUAAUACUAAACUUUAACAGUCCAACACAAAAUAAAAGUUGAGCCACACCCACUUAUCUAACUAUAAGGAGUGUAAUUUAUUAAGUAAAAUCAAAUGAUUCCAGAUCAUUUAGAUGCAUUACACAAGGAGAGAGCUGCCUCUGGCCAUCGUUAAAAGAGUUUUGUCUUCGCGUUGAACACACGCUCACGCUGUUCACCGUCUCGUCCAGCUCGCAGGUUUUUCUUGCCUGUUUGGUGACCGACCUCACUAACAGAGUCAGACAUCUACUGCUGUUGGAAAGCUCAGAUAAAAUACCAGCCGACAAGCCGGUUAUUUCUGGCGCUGCACUCCGUGCUCCUAAUUGGACACGUUAGGCACGAGUCACCGCGUAUACGUCCACGGAACAGUCCACACGUUUACUCUGCUGUCCAUACAGGGAACGGAGCCUGGAUGAAUGCGUUCUGAUUCAUUUCACCACAUAUUCAGGUUUAUCUUCUAUUUGCUUCACAUUUGUGCCUUGCACAUUCAUAUUUACUGACAUUAGGUAACCCACAAAUAGCAAAAAUGUUAGGACGUAAAAUAACACAACAUAUAUAAAGACUCUGGCUGUGUGGGAUUUAAUUGAUAUUUCAAUGCCACCCUCUUCCUCUGAGAGCCUGUCACAUUAAAAUAAUCCUAGGCAUAUAAAAAUAUUUUAUAAAUUAUUUAGCAACUUAGAGGCAGCUGAACUAGUUGCAGGCAAAGCUUGGCAGCAGCUGUCUUUAUCUAGCAGACAAGGCGCAACAUUACACUUCAUUUUCAGUGAUGUUUCUGGCAGCCUGUGGCUCAACCUGGGUAAACUGUGACUCUUUAGUUCUCCAACCUGACCCCUGAGUUGUUUGGUGCUAAACGGGUCAUAAACAGUUUAGGUGUGAGAGAUUUAGACCAAAGGGUAUGGAGAGAACAGCAGUCAGUCAGGUCACCUUUAUGUAAUUUUUUGCAUAGGCAGAUUUAAUAUUACAAAUCUGGCCCAAUGGUCCUUUGACCAUCUUUUAUACACCUCUGUGUAUAAUAGAUGUUCCUCUGAGCUUAAAGGCCUCUGGAAGAGAAUCCAGUAAAAAUCAAUUAUGUCUUGUUCACACAGGAGGAUUUUAAAAUGAUUGGCUGAUUUUACAAACCUGAGAGACCAAACACAUGGCAGUAGAAAAUCUACGGUACAACAGUUUUGGUUGUACAGUGUGUGAAUCUGCAUAUAUGAUUGGAUUUAAAUGAUUUAUUUAUUUAUUUAUUUGCGCAAGGUCGACACAGUAGUUUUAAGUGCCUUGAAACGACAUUUGUUGUGAAUCUGCCGGUAUAUAAAUAAAAUGAAUCGAAGGAACUGAAUGGUUUGAGGAGCACAACAACAAGUUUGAGGUGCUGACUUGCCCUCCAGAUUCCCCAGAUCUUAAUCCAGUUGAGCUUCUGUAAGAUGUGCUGGACACAUAAAUCUGAUCCAAUGGAAUUUACAGGCCUUGAAGGAUCCACUGCUGUCUUUUUGGAAAUUCAGUGGUUCAAAAAGCAGAAUUAAAGUCUGACUACAGUACAUAUCAGGAAUGACAGCCGGGGUUUGUGUGUAAUAGAGGACCUGAUUCUGUAGUGAAAAGGGAAACUGGAUCUUUAAAGUUUCUGCUAAUUCAAAUUACAAUGGAAAUUUUAGUGUUUUAGAUCUGAAGACAAGCAAUAACAACGUUCCCAGCUGCUUACUUUCUAAGUUUGAUGGACAACCUAAGCAGUCUCUCUUUUAUUUGAAAUGUGAAACAGACAGUAUAAAGCUGGUGCUUUGAUUUGUAGAAAGGACACACACAUGCUGGGUCAUCAAAGCCCAGGAUCACAGCAUGGGGGGGACUACAUUAUGAUCAAAGCCAAUUCAAGGGGCUUAUUUUAAACCAAAGAAAUUAAUUAUUUACAGUUGGUAAAGGUGUGUAAAAAUAUCUGUUAUAGCACUGGCUUAUCCUCACACUGGAAAUGUUUUGAAAAACCCUGCAUUUCAUUUAAGUACAUUUCCACAAAUGGGAAAAACAUCCCACCGAAAAUCAUAGUUACAGAAUUGCUGUUGCUACAUUUGUCAGCACUACUAUUGUUAUAUUUUAAAAUUGUAUAAUACCUCUUGGUGAAUAGGACUUUGUCCUGUUCAUUUUAGAUCUUUUCCUACUUAAACACAAUGAUACACUGGUCAUUCAUAUCCAGGUGUGUUGGAGUAUGGACAAAACAGGCUGGACGAAUGACUGAAAUGGAUGAAUUACUGCCAAUCAACUAAGAAACAGUCUACUGCCACCUAUUGGCCAGCGUAUGAACUACAUCUGGCUGAGCUUCAACAACUGUAUUUAGCUGUUAUGAAGAAAUAGAAUGGCAGGAAGAGUGAAGCGAGCCACAUUAAAAUAAAAUAAAAAAUACUGUAAAAUAAUUAUUUUAAACUGGAAAUAAAUAGAGAAAUAAUUUAUUAAAUAUAUAAUUAACUAUACAUGCCUCAAUUAAAAGCUAGAUAUAAUUGUGAAUUAAUAAGUUCAGGAGCGUGGUGACGGUCCUGCGUGUAGGAAGCCGAGUUCAAACUCACUCACUAGCUAGCUAGCUAGCUGACACCGGCUAACGCUCUUUUCGUGAUUAGUGAUGUUUCAGACCAAAGUAAAAAUAUAAAGGAUGGAGUUGCUCACACAGACUUUGUAGUAAAUACAUUUCAACCAUUUAGUUAGGUUAUUGAAGUUAUUUCUGCACUUUCCAGCGAAGAUAUUGACCUCAGAAUAAAAGCAAACUAAUUAUUCCAUGAAGUUGUCCUGGCAUGCUAUUUGAAGCAGUGGGUUUCAACCAUCAAGCCCAGUGACGUUGACAGUUCCUAUAUAUCAUGUUAUGCUUCAGCAGCAUGAAAUGCGCAUCUAGUUUUUAAAACAAAAUCAAAACAUUUAUUUCAGGCAUAUAUAACUAAUUCUAAAUGUUUCUGAAUUUAUUAGCAGUUUUGAAAAAAUAUUGACAUUUAAAUAAUGCGUUACUUAUUUACAGUUAAUUCUUCCCUCUUCAUAGCAAGAAUUGUAAAACAAUUUCGCAACCCUGUUUGUCAGCAGCUGUUUUGACAAUAUAAUCCACACUAAAGACGGGAAUAUUUUUGUUUGAUUAUGAAUCUUACGUCCAAUUAUUCUAAAUGUUACUAAUUUGCCUCAUACUUAGAUUUAAAUAUAAUGGGUUUGCUAUAUUCACAUUAACCAUCUCGGUUUAAUUUAAUUGUGUUUUGACAACAAAAACACAAUUAAUUAAUUUUUUAGUCAUAGAUGAAUAGCAACAUUAGGGUGUUAAAUACACACUAAUUAAUCAAAAGUCUAACAAUUACAUUUUUUUAGCAAUUAUUUUCAGCAUAAAAAACAACAACAAAAGAACAGCCCAACUAAAGAAAGUAACUGAAAUGAAAAGUUGAAUUUUUCAAAAACAUUAUGCCACUACAUCUAAACUUUUAUUCACUUCAACAAACUGUAGAACACACAGAUUCAAAUAUUUCAUCAGCUUGGGAGACGUUCAACCUGCUAACUGUGAGUCUGCUCUCCUGGAGGAGAGCCAGUGUAAUAUAAACAAAACCUUCAGGAUAGAUCUGAGCUCAAACAGAGUUAAAAGCAGCCUGUUCUCUGCACAUCAUCACCGCACACAGCUUUAAAAUGGAAAACAUUAAGCUGUGCAGCUUUGGCUGAUGCACACUGAGCCUAAGAGUACCUACAUCCAAAAUUUAUGUGCAUCUGUGUCAUUGUGUCACCUUGUGGAUGUGCGGCUGUUCUUAUGAGUCUGCGUGGGCGCAUGAAUGCAAAUCUACACACACCACGAGGCGUCUGCAGGAUCCGUACAGCCCUCCUCUGCAGGGAUUCUGUCUCUCUAGUUCUCUCAUCCAUUUUUCCACGUCACCCUGCGGUCCGGGGCGACGUGCUGGAGCUUUGCCAGAGCCAACUCUCUCAUGUUGGAAGCAUAAAUUUUUCUUUUCUCUCUGCCUCUCUGUCCCUGUCAGGAUCAGGCUGCUCCGCUUAGAUGACGUCCUAUAAAUCUAGAAUCAGUUUCCAGGUGAAAAGAUGCCUCUGAGGUCUGCCUCAUGUGACCGCGUGUGCUGUUUGCACAUCGGGGGUGAGUUCUCCUUUGUAACAGCAGGCUGAGAUGGAGAACAAAAGAGCAGGAUGCUUCAGUGCAGGUAGCAGCUAAUUACAUGUUGUGCUGUUUCAGAGGGCCACUAGGCGAGUGACACCAGCACAAUCUAACGGGAAUGUUGAAAGCCAAAUCAGAGUGUCGUAUGAGGGCACAACAUCAGCGGAGAGUAAAAAAUGAUGAAACGUUUGAUAAAUCUGCAGAACCUGAGGCCAUUUUAUAAACACAAAUGAUUUUGUGCCAGUCUAUCACAGAGUCAUUCAUUUUCGAUCCUCCUCACUACCGACUGACUUCACACACUUUGAUCAUCUUACUCACAAGCUGCGUUUCCAAGCUGCGCAAAACUUUCAGUGUUCUGUUAAAGUCAAAAACGUACAAUUUUGCGGUGUUUCAGUUAACAAAGGAUGAAUGAAAUGAAAAUCACACCUGAAUAGGUUCAAAAUCCACCUCAUCUUAACGCUAAAACUUUUCAUUGAUUAACAGCUCUUUUGUCAAAAUUGCCGUAUUUUCAUUAAGCUAAUCCAGUUCAGAAAUUUCAGAUUGCGCAGCUAGUGGUGAGACUUUCACUAGCUCUGUCUCCAUUGACCACAGAAAUUGUGCAAAUUGGAAUUAAGAAAAUAAGUUAAUUUAAUGCUAACACAGCAAUUUUGGUAAAGGUCACGUUUUUCAAUAAAAAGUUUCAAAAGCUGGCAGAAAAGAGGAAGUGACAUGAGGACGAUGGCACGGCAUGAUUUUAAUUGUGUUUCUUAAAUAAUGGAAACACCGCAGUUGGGAAAUUGGGUCUUUUCGACAUUAAUGGAAUAUCGACAAGGUUUUGCUCACAUUUGUAAUGGAAACGCAGCUAUUGUACCCAUAAGAGUGGCCUUGUGUGUCCUUACCUCUCUGAUCUGCAGAUACAUCGUACCCCAUCUCGUCCAAAACGCAUUUUUGUUUUUGAUGUUGGCAUGUUUUGUGCCUUGGUUCCCAACUAUAGGGCCCAAAGACUCAGGUUCUGACAAACAAUUUCUAAAUAGGGAGAAGAUUAAAAUUUUGUUAAUUCCAGUGUGGGCAACAUUAUGUCCAUUUCCUGGGUAACGGGGAAGACCCACUGGUAGCAUAAAUAUGUUUCUCUUAUAUUUGCAUAUCGUCUCCAUCUGUUCCUGUUUUUCUUUGCGAUAGAUGCUGGACAUGUGAUACACUUUUUAUUUCCUAAUUGUUCUUGUUUAUGCUCCUUUAUUUCCUCUCCAGUUGUUUGUGUUGUGGACUGAGGUGACCGACGUUGUGGUGGUGUUGCCCACUGUGGGCUGGGUUCCCCCCAAAGUGUUUGUUACUGGUUGUGUCUUCUUAAAAUGCUUUCAAGCAAGCAGAUUAAUCUUUUUUUUUUAAUGUGCAAAAAACAGUCUAAACAUGUCUAAUUGUACUGUUUUGGUUGUGUAAAACUCUUAGAGAAACUGAAAAUUUUAUGAAAUGAAAGAUACGGUGCUUGCCAAAAUGUACAAGCACCUUGAAGUUUUCCGCCUUUUGUCACAUUAGAGUCACAAACGUCAAAAUAUUGCUCCUGAAUUGAAUGUAAAAAGAACAUGCUGUGCAUUUGUAUUCACCAUGAAUCAAUGCUUUUCAGGUUUGAGGAUCCCACAUACUCGGGCAUACUGUGGCGUAUUCAUUUGGCAGUGUUGACUCCGUACACACUGUCCAUGGACGGUUGAGAUGUUAUAGUCGAGCGAACCAAUUACAUCAAUUUCUCGUAACAAAUUCCUUCAUUUCCCACAAUCCCAAUGGACAUUAGCUAGCUUGAUGAGCUGACUUCGUGCCUAGCCCCGUUUUUUCUCCACCAGGGCAGCCAGCGCAAAACUGAUAGUGCGCCACAAAGUGGCAACGUGGCUUGUUACUGUUUGCACCGACUUUCAGUCUUAUCAGCUUAGUGUUGCAUUCAAAAUAGUUCAAUGUGACCACUGUUUCACACUGAGCAGCUUCCUGUGUGACACCACAUACGUAGACGUCUCCAAUGAGUCCGCAGAGUGAAGUACGCCCGUGUAGUUGGGUGACUUUUGCUGAAAUUUGGAGCACCAAGGCAUUUAGGACAUGGCUCUACAAGCUUUGCUCAGGCAGAAACUAGACAGUUUUUAUUUGCAAAAUAGCAAAGAAAGUCAAGACAUCAUCGGUCAAGAUGAUUAGCAAACAGGAGUUUGGAAGAGCUGCCAAAGAUUUGUGAGAUUUAUGAGAAUAAAGUAACAAAAUUAUGAAAAUAACGUCAAAAUAAUGCAAGAAUGAUUUUAUUCUAGUUAUAUUAUGACUAUACUUGUAAUACUACAACUUAUUUUUUUCUUAGCCUGGCCCCAAUACUCCUUUGUAUUAAUGUCUCAAAAGGCGAAAACAUUUUUUAGAAGUAUUAAUACUUUCACAUGGCACUGUACUGUGUGGAGCCAAGUACACGAGUCAGUAGUAGUCGAUUUCUAUGUCAACAAAUUAUUGUUUGUAUUUAAUUCCUUUUUUUUUUAGUAGGCUUAGCAAAUGAAACUCAACAAAUCGUAUGUUUUUUUUUUUUUGUUAUGGAAACAAGACCCUGCCCAGUUGUGAAGCCAUAAGUGUCAUCUGUCAUUUCACUGCUUCAUGUCAAACUAGAGCCUGGUUUGUACAGACGGGGAAAAAAAACCCUGAAUAUUCUUGCUUUUAUUAUAUCUCACUGUACUGUGAUGUUUCCCUACAGUGAUGGUAGAAAACCUGGUGAAAACUGCUUUGUGGUCUCAGUGGCUCAGUAUUGCCAUGUGCUCUGUGUGUAUAAAAUGUUUUGGGAGGAGCUUAAGAACGAACUCGUCAAUUUAUAUGGCUAAAUUCAGACGGCGUGUGGGGAGAUGUAACAGCAGUUACAUUUUGCUUGUUCAUGUUAAGCAGGUUAAGAUUUCUUUUUUAUUCUUUUGAUUGAAAAUGUAAAAAAAAAAAAGAACACAUCUCAAAGCUCCUUCAAUGAGACUAACCACACACAGAAACUAUGCACCUAAAACACAGCAGCAGCUGGAGCCGGAUGUGAACCCAGCUAGCAUGACUCGAAUUCAUCCAUGACUCAAUUAUUGACGUUUAUUCAUUUACCUUCAGCGAGACAAUCAGUUUCAGUAAAGUCCUUCUAACGGUCUCAGCAAUAUUUUUAGAACACUAAAUUAAAUUUGUAAGCACACACACACACCACUCAUUUCCCACACGGACAUCAGAUUUUUAUAAAUCAUGUCAGAUUGGGUAUGAUCUCCCCCCGCGGGUCAGGGAGAAGCAUUUCACAGCCCGAUGAGGUGACCGGGGCCGAAUAAGGAAAAUACAAGCUUGAGGUAAGAUUUGUAGGAUGUUGCUUGGCCCUGAACCUGAACAAUCUCCACCAACAGACAGAACAUAUCUCAAACGCUGCUCAAUAAGUCUUUUAUUUGGUGAUGAAAUGAACUAGGAAAUGUUUUCCUGACAUGAAAAGUGAAAUAAAAGGAGAAUUAAAUACAUAACAAAACUGACACUCAUCCUUUGACCAGAUCUGUUAAUCUCAAUUAGACCUUAGUAGCUUUCUGUCUGAUUUUCAUUUAUACAACAUCAGCAUGUACAUGUGGCGGUAUGGAAAUUGCCUAAACUAAUAGACCUUUUCAGUUCUAAUUGAAACAAGUUGAUUCUUCACAUUUUAAUACAUUGAAUGUUUCUUCAUGGCUUGUUAGAAACUGGAUUGUGGCAAAUUUGGAAAACUUUUGUAAUUGUGAAGGGAUUUAUGAUAUUCUUGGUUAACAUGUCCUGCACUCAAUGUUAGCAUGGUGUGGUGGUGUUGCUCCUGAAUAUCUCAGUUCGCUCAACUUCUUGGUGUAAUCCUGUCCCUCUGAAUGAAAACAAGUUAGCCAAAAGCUAGCAAAGGAGUCACAUUUGCUUAAGGUUGUUUCCACCACCUUGUUUCGCUAUACAUGGGAGGUUCCUGGUCCUCCACCAUUAGUUUCAGCUUAGCACUAGCACUUUUAUACUUGAACAGGCUUCAAUAUUUAAUCAGGUUAGCAGCUACAGGGGUUUAUAUAUUGUUGGCUAACAGUAAAGGUUCCAUCUCUGCCGAAUCCACCACAUACUCCCUUUUUCCUUCCAUGUCAAGUAGGCCUGGCCAUAAUGAGAGAAAUUAUUGUUGGCAUCCAAAUAGCAAAAGAUGGACAGUGCAGAACCUGGGUUUGGUUGUUGAGUUAAUCCUAUUAGCUGUAGCGAGAUGGAGAGUAGGACCCAGUUAUCAGCCAUCCCCUCAAAGCAUUGGUAACACCUAGCAAGAGUAAAGCCAACACCUGUACACUGGGUUGUGGAGGAGCUGAUGUUGUUGUCCAGGCAUGUGACCAGUGUGGGAAGUCUUGCUUCAAAAUCCUACACAAACGAGCCACACCAGUGCUGCAAACAGGACCCAGAUACUUCCGAAGCUCUCCAAAAACUACAACUCUAAAAUGAUUAAUGCGUUACUGAAGACCAUGCAGAUUUCAGCCUAACCGCAACACCUUCAUCCAGUGUUUCAGGGGGUGCUGGUAAUAUCUGAGCUAAAUGAAGAUUCAUAAAACUCUCAUGUUGCGGCGCUAACCACAGCUAAACUUUGUGAAACAGUUGCUUUCUAAAAUGAUCGGUGUGUUUUCAGAUCAAAUUGACUAUGAAAAGCUACCUCAUAAAAAGAAAAGGACAAAUUUGCAACUUGUAUAUGACAGAAACACAGCAUAAAAUACUUAUUACAAAAAGAUAACAUGAUUUUAAUGUAUUGUUAAAUUGAAUAUUGACACCAAAAUAACAUAUAUCCACAAAUAAAUUAUAUAUUUGUGUAUUUUUUGUGUGUUUUUGCUACCCAAAGAUGGGGAACUGAGAUGAAAUAUAGUCUAAAAAGUGUGAGCAGGUUUUAAAAACCACAGAAGAUAAUCAAGGUAAUCUUUCUGCUUGUUGGCAAAUCUCACAUCAAAUGAACAGGAAUGAUGAGGCAAACAAAGGAAAGUCCGUUUGGGCUCAACAACACAACUCACAUGUGAAAUUAUAAAUGCACAUUUAUUCACCAACAAUAAAAAGAAGGACAGGAAGGCAAUGGUAAUUACUAGCAGACAAUAAAUGCAAUAAAAAUACAACACCAGAUGUUGGCAAGAAUCUGGCUGUAAUAUUACUUACUAGAUUCUGAAGGUUACUUGUUAAUAUCAAGCUGGGGGUGUGGGUGGGAGGGA